AUGUUUAAUUCUUUUCUCUGCUACUGUGAUACAUCGAUGGUAGCGUCGGUAACAGCAACAGCAAGAUUAAAGAAAGAUUAUGCGAAGUUAUUGAAAGAACCUGUGCCAUACGUACGUGCUGCACCGCUACAGGAGAACAUUCUUGAAUGGCACUACAUAAUAUUUGGCGCGCCGAGUACUCCAUAUGAAGGCGGUGUAUAUCAUGGCAAGUUAGUUUUCCCAAAUGAUUUUCCCUUCAAACCCCCAUCCAUUUAUAUGAUUACACCAAGUGGAAGGUUUCAAGUAAAUACAAGGUUAUGCUUAUCUAUUUCUGAUUUUCACCCGGACACUUGGAAUCCUGCGUGGACGGUGUCCACGAUUAUCACUGGUCUUUUGUCUUUCAUGAACGACACUGCGCCAACUUUGGGGAGUAUUACGUCGUCAGAUGCAGAGAAGAGAAUACUUGCUCGUCGCAGUAAAGCUUUCAACUUGAAGGAUCGCGUAUUUUGCGAAUUAUUCCCUGAUGUCGUCGAUGAAAUCAAGAAGGAUCUUAGUGAGACUAACACAGCAGAAGAAGCAACAUUGAGAGAGGAAGAAGAACGGCUGCGAAGUGCUGCCGAACCGUCGUCGAGCCUUUCGUCACUCAUGUCGAAUCUAAUUGUGAUUGCAGGCGUCGUGAGCAGGACUCACAUUACAAAUGAUUUUCUUUUCUGUACAUCAACAUUCCCCAUUUGCAUGCUGAAGGUACGGUUUCGAAGAUGCCUCCGAGUGCUAAAUCCAUCUGUAUAG
Necator americanus (New World hookworm) is the source of this 768-nucleotide messenger RNA. RefSeq lists its product as uncharacterized. The transcript is spliced from 8 exons. Lineage: Eukaryota; Metazoa; Nematoda; Chromadorea; Rhabditida; Ancylostomatidae. Bases 1 to 768 code for a protein of 255 amino acids. The record is from RefSeq and is a predicted model, not a curated record.